Molecule: messenger RNA, 1986 nt
Organism: Penicillium arizonense
Lineage: Eukaryota; Fungi; Ascomycota; Eurotiomycetes; Eurotiales; Aspergillaceae
Exons: 4
Coding region: 1-1986 (661 amino acids)
Biological process (GO): regulation of DNA-templated transcription
Molecular function (GO): zinc ion binding; DNA-binding transcription factor activity, RNA polymerase II-specific
Source: RefSeq, a predicted model, not a curated record
AUGUCCGCGCACGAAACGUACGCCAUCUUAGGCUCGACAGGGAACUGUGGCAGUGCCCUCAUCGAGAAUCUUCUGAAGAGGCCAGAAUCUCGAAUCCAUGCAUAUUGUCGCAACCGCAACAAGCUCUUACACCUUCUACCCGAAACAAAUGAAAACGGGCGGGUGGAGAUUUUCGAAGGCAGCAUCCAAGAUCAUGAGCUUUUAGCAUCGUGUAUCCGCGAUGUCCGGGCUGUCUUUCUAGUUAUCACCACUAACGAUAACAUUCCCAACUGUUCCCUUGCCCGAGAUACUGCCAACGCCGUGAUACAGGUCCUGUGGAGUAUGCAGGACGCCACCGCCCGUGGCGGUGCCAGUACCAAAAGCAUGCCCAAGAUCAUUCUUCUUUCAUCGGCCACCAUCGACGAGAACUUUUCCCGAAACAUAAAUACCGUGCUACAAUUCCUCCUAUUACGCUCGUCUUCUUACGUCUAUAAGGACUUGAAAGAAGCGGAGACACUACUUCGUGCCCAGAAGGACUGGCUGACUUCUGUCUUCAUCAAACCCGGGGCUUUGUCGGUUGACGUCCAGCGCGGCCACGCUCUAAGUCUGUCCGAUGAAGAGAGUCCUGUAUCUUAUCUCGAUUUGGCUGCUGCCAUGAUUGAGGCGGCGGAUGAAGACCAGGGAUGCUAUGAUAUGAAAAAUGUUAGCGUGGUCAAUACCAAUGGUAGAGCAAAGUUCCCACUUGGUACUCCUCCAGCCAAACUGAAAGUGACCAUGAGUGGAAACUUGCGCCCUCCUCCUCUAUCGUCCUUCCGGCAACCCGCGUCCGAUCUCGUAGACGACGUAGCCUUCUUCAGCUACGACUGGAGUGUAUCGGGCUACUUACAGGAAGAUUCAUCCGAACCAUCAUCCACCACAGCUUCCGAAAGCUCAAACCCCCUUUAUGAUUCACACGUCGACACUGCGAAGCAAACGCCAAAUCCGAAAAUUGCCAUCCCUCGAGCCACAAACACAAAACCAUUAGCCAAUCCAGGCCGGGUCUCCAGGGCAUGUGUAAACUGCCGCGAUCAAAAGGUGAAAUGCAGUGGCCACCGUCCAACAUGCCAUCGAUGCCAAAUGUCCGCUGUUACGUGCAUCUAUGGUGAUCGAAAGCGCGAGAAAAUGGUCAAACAACUUGAUGAUUUGACAGCCCAGGUCGAAACGUAUGAAACCCUCCUACGAAAUAUCUAUCUCCAUCCCGAUCACCACCCUGAUACGCCUGUCAAUCAACCUGGCGCAAUAGACGCACCUCCUCAUCCGCUGAAUAAAAUUCCAAGCACGUCUCUGGCAUCGCCACUUCCGUUGCGAGUAUCUGACAAUGCUAAUACACCAGCUUGCACGAUUGGCCCCGUGGAGUUUGUCGAAGAAGAUUUCAAUCGCGAUGCAGAGGCGCAGGCUACCGGUUUUAUCGGCGGACAUUCGGAAAUAAAGUGGCUACACCAACUCAAGCGUUUUUUGGAGCAAAAGGAUCCAACACUGGGCAGUCCCCAGAAGGAUGCAGACAUCGCCUCGCUGUCAUCUGUGAACUAUUUCCCCGAUGAUUCGGGGACUGUGAUCUCAGAUAACGUGGCCAUGAUGGAACGGCCUUCGCAAGGGAUCGCAGAUCAACUUGUCAACAACUACUUCAGUGUUAUACAUGAAUCUUUUCCAUUUCUUGGAAAGAGUCUCUUCCUAAGUCAGUGCCGAGCUUUCUAUUCGAAUGCAAAUCUACGACCAGGAAGAAGAUGGAUGGCAGUGUUGAACAUGGUAUUCGCCAUUGCCGCGAGACAUUCUUGCCUCGCAUCGUGCCAUGCCCAUCACGACCAUGAUGACCAUGCAGUAUACUUCUCACGGGCUUGGCAGCUUAACACGCACGAUGUUGCGUCUUUAAGUCAUCCAAACCUACAGCAGGUGCAAGUGGAAGCACUAGCCUCUUUUUACCUUCUUUCAAUUGGACAAGUCAACAGGUGGAGCAUCUUCCUUGCUUAG